AUGUCCACGGAGUACAGCAACACAAAGCUGGACGCAGCACAGCUGAAUGAGCGUCGCCGCGAGGCCUUGGCCAAGAUCGACAACGCCGAGUUUGGUUGGUUCCACAUCCGUGCCUGCCUCGUGGCCGGCGUCGGCUUCUUCACGGAUGCAUACGACCUCUUCGCCAUCAAUUUGGUCACGCCCAUGCUUGGAAUCAUCUACUUUGCCAAUGGCACUCUUCCCUCAGACUUGGACUUGGGCAUCAAGGUCGCGGCUUCUGUCGGAACCUUUCUCGGUCAGAUUGGGUUCGGCUACCUUGCCGAUCGCCUCGGACGCAAACGCAUGUACGGUAUCGAGCUGAUGAUCAUUAUUGUUGCUACGCUUGGUCAGGCCCUCUCUGGAAAUGGAUACGUCCUCUCCUUGCCUGCUGCCCUGAUUAUCUGGCGUGUGCUUGUCGGUAUCGGCAUCGGUGGUGAUUACCCCCUCUCUGCCGUCAUCACCUCGGAGUUCGCCACUACCAACCGCCGCGGUGCCAUGAUGGCCGCUGUCUUUGCCAUGCAGGGGUUCGGAUACUUGACCACCGGUCUCAUUGCCAUUAUUCUCCUUGCAGCCUUCAAGAACAGCAUCAUCGCCAAUCCUCAGAAUCUGGACUAUGUCUGGCGCAUCUUGAUCGGCUUUGGAUGCAUCCCUGCCCUUGUCGCCGUCUACUUCCGCCUUACCAUCCCUGAGACUCCCCGCUACGUCUUGGAUAUCGAGAACAACCUCAACAAGGCCGAGCGCGACGUCGCUAACGUCCUCAAGGAGAACCGCAACCACCUUCAGUCCGAGGACGACAACGAGGUCCUCCAAAAUCCCUCGACUGCCAAGGGUUCCUUCUCGGACUUCAUCGCGUACUUUUCAAAGUGGAAAAACUUCAAAGUCCUCUUCGGUACCUCCAUGGCCUGGUUCGCUCUCGAUGUGGCCUUUUACGGAAUCGGUCUCAACAACUCCUUCAUCCUAUCUUCGAUCAACUUCUCAUCCGUCAAGGGCGACUACUGGAACACCUGCUGGAACGCUGCCGUCGGUCAGAUCAUUAUUGUUCUUCUCGGCUCCGUUCCCGGCUACUGGGUCACUGUCUUCACCAUCGAGCGUCUUGGUCGUAUCAAGAUUCAACUGCUCGGCUUCUUUAUGUCCUGCGUCCUCUUUUGCGUCUUGGGAUUCGCAUACAGCCAGAUCAAGAACUACUCUGUCGCUCUCUUCGUCUUCCUCUUUGCUGCUACUCAAUUCUUUCAGAACUUUGGGCCCAAUUCCACAACCUUUGUCAUCCCCGGCGAGGUCUUCCCUACUCGCUACCGCUCUACCGGUCACGGUAUCGCUGCAGGUUCCGGUAAGCUGGGUGCCAUCAUUGCUCAGGUCGGAUUUUCUCAGCUCAAGGACCGCGGUGGCUCUAACGCCUUCAUCCCUCAGUUGCUGCAGAUCUUUGCCCUGUUCAUGUUGAUCGGUUUAUUGGUGACAUUCCUCAUCCCCGAAACCCGUGGCAAGACACUUGAAGAGCUGUCGAACGAGAACGACUAUGCCACAGACAGCCACAACAACAAUACCUUAAAUGAGGAGGAGAAGUAG
This is a messenger RNA of Gamsiella multidivaricata, 1581 nucleotides long. RefSeq names its product phosphate:H+ symporter. The transcript has a single exon. Gene Ontology annotation, molecular function: phosphate transmembrane transporter activity. NCBI's taxonomy places the organism in Eukaryota, Fungi, Mortierellomycota, Mortierellomycetes, Mortierellales, Mortierellaceae. The record is from RefSeq and is a predicted model, not a curated record. Gene Ontology annotation, cellular component: membrane. Bases 1 to 1581 code for a protein of 526 amino acids. Gene Ontology annotation, biological process: phosphate ion transport; transmembrane transport.